CCCUAUAAAAGAAGUAGAGGUUCAUACCUUGUGAACCAAGGACAAGCUUCCCAAAAUACACACACUUACAGAGCACAUGUACUCGGUGGCACUAUAUCAGCACGACACUUAUAUGUGAUAAAUUCUGUUCCGGUAUAUAACAUUUCCAGAACACAUUCCAAUAAUAUGGAUCCAAGAUUGUUUUCAGUUGCUCAAAGCGUUGAUAGCGUUGAUAGCGUUGAUGCGUUAUAUUCUCUUAUUCAAGCGGAUCCAUGUAUUCUUCAAAAAGUCGACGUUUUACCUUUCGUCCACACACCUCUCCACGAAGCUUCAUCCACUGGGAAGAUAGAUUUGGCAGUAGAACUUAUGAUUCUACAGCCAUCUUUUGCCAAAAAAUUGAACAAGGAUGGGCUUAGUCCCUUGCAUCUCGCUGUCGAGAACCAGCACGUUGAGUUAGCGCAAGAGCUAAUCAAGUUUGAUCCCAGUCUUGUUCGUAUUCGUGGAAGAGGAGGUACAACACCUUUGCAUCUUGUGGCGGAAAAAGGCCACGCGGAUCUUCUUACAGAGUUUCUCUUUGUAUGUCCUGAAAGCAUUAGAGAUGCAAAUGUUAAUGGAGAGACUGCUUUACAUAUCACGGUUAAAAACGAUAGACACGAAGAGCUCGAAGUUCUGAGAGGCUGGAUGCAGAGAAUGCUUAUAAGUGAUGCUUUAUCCACUGAGAAACACGUCCUGAACACACGCGAUCGUGACGGCAACACAGCCUUGCACCUAGCGGCGUACAAGAAUGAUAUUAAGGCAGUGAAAGAGCUGUUGGAAUGCAUGUCACUGAACCGCAACAUCCAGAACAAAAGCGGCAUGACAGCCCUUGAUGUAUUACGAGCCAAUGGAUCUCACAUGAACAUUAAAGAAACAGAGAAAAUCAUACAACAUUCCGGGGGUAAGACCAGGGACUCUGUAACCACGUUUAACACAAUGUCUGUCUUCCUAAAGACACCCGUCUCUUUUUGGGAACAUUGUUCGACGGGAUUGGCACGAUAUAAGAGUAAUAUGACAGACGGAACACGGAACGCUCUUCUCGUGAUAACCGCUUUGAUAAUCACCGCUACUUAUCAGACCGCGGUUCAACCGGAUGAUGAUGAGGAUUUCAUCAAAAGCAACGAUGUCGUAUCCAAGAUUGUGCUAUUAUGGGGAUUCAAUACAAUAGCCUAUUUCCUAUCUAUGGCCUUGACUUUUAUACUCAUACCAGUUGGUGGAGCAUACACUUGGUGGUAUAUAUGCAUUACGUUACCGCUCGAUUGUUCUUAUGUACUUUCGACGUACAUGAAGUAUAAUCUCCGGCCGAAUGAGAUCCCCAUAUCGCUCAUCUAUAUAUACGUGAUCGUUAUACUCGGAUUUCUCGUCGGUCUGCUUGUAUUCUACGUGAGGUGGAGGCGGACAACGCGGAAGAGUGGACCGGAACCCAAACGUGAGCUGAUUUCCGAAGGCUUCAAGACCGUGGUUUAAACUUUUGAAGCAUUUAUAUAAUACCAUUGUUUCGUUGGACUUCGUCAGAAAGUUGUGAAA
Brassica oleracea var. oleracea is the source of this 1542-nucleotide messenger RNA. RefSeq names its product delta-latroinsectotoxin-Lt1a-like. The record is from RefSeq and is a predicted model, not a curated record. The coding region runs from base 166 to 1482 and encodes 438 amino acids. The transcript is spliced from 4 exons. NCBI's taxonomy places the organism in Eukaryota, Viridiplantae, Streptophyta, Magnoliopsida, Brassicales, Brassicaceae. Gene Ontology annotation, molecular function: protein binding.